AUCAAAACAAAACCAAGCGCCUAAAUCCAAAUCUCAAGUUCGAGAAUCAAGACACAGCAAACAUGUCCCGCGAAGUCGUCGUCAAGAAAAGCGCCGAGAUCAACGCGCCGAGCGGAGCGCAAACAGAGGGCAUGAUUCGCAUGAACGCCAUCACAGACAUGUCGGACCAAAUAUGCGGGACAGUCAUGAUAGCAAAACCCCACACCGCCUCCGCAGUCCAUCAUCACGGCGAAGAAGACACAAUAGUCUACGCCGCGAAAGGCCACGGCGCCAUCGUGAGCGGGCCUAACGGCAGCAAGAGACAGGAACUCGGGCCGGGAGACUUCGCGCUGAUACCCGCGUACGCGGAACAUCAGGAGGUCAAUGAUAGUGAUGAAGAUAUUGUUUGGAUCAUCACGAGGGGCGGGAGGAAUCCUAUCGUGGAGAAUCUUGAGGGAUGGGGGAGGAGUGAGGAGGGGAAAUAAAUAGAAACUUAAAUGUAGUUUUUGUUUUACGGUUUUUGGGGUAGACUUAUUUGUGUUCACAUAGUUGCGCGGCAUCUCGAGUUACAUAAAUGAAUUAAAACCAAU
Aaosphaeria arxii CBS 175.79 is the source of this 569-nucleotide messenger RNA. RefSeq lists its product as uncharacterized. NCBI's taxonomy places the organism in Eukaryota, Fungi, Ascomycota, Dothideomycetes, Pleosporales. The record is from RefSeq and is a predicted model, not a curated record. Bases 63 to 464 code for a protein of 133 amino acids. The transcript is spliced from 3 exons.